Messenger RNA from Caenorhabditis elegans, 867 nucleotides. RefSeq names its product PAN-3 domain-containing protein (gene F54D12.7). NCBI's taxonomy places the organism in Eukaryota, Metazoa, Nematoda, Chromadorea, Rhabditida, Rhabditidae. The transcript is spliced from 6 exons. The record is from RefSeq and is marked reviewed. The coding region runs from base 1 to 867 and encodes 288 amino acids.
AUGUGUGUCCUCUUACUAGUACUUCUCCAAAUUUCAAUAUCCAGCUCCAAAAUGAUAAUAGUCCGUGGAGCUCCUGAAAAGUCCACCAGCUACCCGACACAGCUGUACACAGGUCUAAAUUAUACUACAUGUACCUCUAAAUGUGCAUCUAGUGAUAAUUGUAUACUUUCUUAUUCGAAUAGUUCUGGUUAUUGUUUGUUAUACGCUGUUGGGGAUAUUAUUCUAGUUAGAAAUGAUCAGGAUAUAUUUUCUAGUGGUAAUGAGUCGGUUUCUUUUAAGAUACUGAAUUCUCCUGCCAAAUGUGCGGACAGAGCUGAGGAUAUGUUGUUGGGGAUAACAAACGAAUAUAACAAAAAUAAUAUAGAAUCGUAUGAAAUUCAAGUAUCCGAAAUAGCUGGUAUUAGUUAUUAUAGCAUAAAUUACGAAUACACUUUCACGGAUGGCUGUAACAAUUGGCUGAAUCCAACUCCAACUUGUCAGAACUGCAAUAAAACAAUGUUCAGUUUCUCAGCUCUACCCUCUGCCAAUGAAUCCACGUCACUAAUAGUGACGUCAUGGAAUGAUUGUCUAUUUUAUUGUUAUUCAAAUCCUACGUGUUUCAUGGUUUAUAUUAAGAUUUUCCCUACCUGUAAGGUUGUUGAAUAUGGGAAUACAACUGGAUGGACUUAUCGGGAAGCACAAAUGCCAGUUGGCAAUAGUUUUUUGUAUAUGGGGGUUAAGUAUGUUCUGGAUAGAAUCUCAUGCCAGUUUAACAUUUCCUCGUUGUAUACUGGACAAACUUACAACCCGGAUUCGAAAAUUAAUUAUAUGCAAUUUCAAGGAAGUACAACUGGUUCUACAGUUUCUCUAAUUUUCUACCCUUGGUGA